GGCAAAUCCUCGUUGUUCUUGACGCCAAUUCAAAGGGAGAUUGAGGAUCCCAGUCCAGAGACGCUUUUUAGUUCAAUACACCUGGAGCCAGCUUAUUCCCUCAUCCAUCUCAAACACACUAAAAAAACACACACACCAACAAAUUGACCCUACAAAAAGAAGCCCGAUUUGGACAUCUGUGAUUUUCCACCAUGGGACUGUGUUCUCAUAAUGGAUUGUUAGUGAUGCUGCUGUUUCAUCUUUGCCAGGCACAAGAUGAUGCUCUCCCCUCUCCUGACCCUGAGCCGGCCCCACCAAGUCUGGGUGAAAUGAUUGAUGCAGUGAAGGCAGCAUUUGAGCAGGCGGUACAGAUUUCGACAACGGGUGCCGUACGUGAGGCCUUGGAGCAGGUUGUAGAUGAACUCGCGCCACAGAAGACUCAGGCAGAGCAGUCACCAGUGGUGGAGACUGCAGCAGAUUAUACAACAGAAGAAGCAGCUGAAGAGGAGGCAUUGGUGCUCCCUGCAGGAGAACCAGACAUCCUUAUGUCAGAAUCAAGUGAACAGACAUCAGAUCAACCAGCUCAAGAAGGACUGACUCAAGAUAUAGAACCUGCAGAGGAGAUUCAAGAACUGGCCAAGUCAUCAAUUUCAAAGCCAGAAGAGAAAUCGGAAAAGAAACCAGUGGAGCUGGACCUUGAGGCAGUAGAAUCAAUUUUGCAAGACCCUGACAUUGUUGAAAUGGGUGAACCAGUGACUGAGGAAAGCCAUUCAGAGGAAUCACCUGUCCAGUCAUAUCCUGACACACAAAAAGAAAACGAAUCAGGAAGAGGAGCUGUGGAAAUGAACAAGGGAAGCAAGGAGGCUGAAGAUGAAGAUGUAGAAGACCCAGAAAAGGGAUUCAUUGAAAAAGAGGCUCAGUUGUCUGAGUUGGAGGAAAAGACUGCAAAAGGGGAACUAGAGAACGUAGAGGUGACAAUAGAGGUUAAAAUACAUGGACCAGAAGAAGAAUACUCAGAUACAGAAUGGGCUACUGAAUCAGAGCAUAGUCAAGAGGAACGGCAGGCAGUAACAGCACAGAUGGGUACAGAUGGUGGUGUGGCUGAUAUGGAUGAAGUAGAACAGGAAGAGGAACAACAGGAAGUAGCAAAGACUCAAGAAGGUGUGAUUGAAGUCAAAGCAAGAAGAGAGGAGGUAGAUUCCGGAUCUGAGGCACAGCUCCAGAAAGUUUCAACACAGGAGGAGGUUCCUCCAUCCGCCAAAACAGUACCAGAGAAAACUCAACAGGAACCAGAGGUCGCUGUGGAUACCAAGGGACCAAUUGAGUUGCAGGAGACUGUUAUUACAAAUUCUAAAGCAACAGGCGGUAAAACAGAUUUUACAGGUAAAACACAUGAGGCCAGUGAUGUAAACGAGAUUAUCACCUCCAGGGACCCGAACAAGAACAAUCAGGGUGUACCGGUGUUGAUGAACACUGUUGAGGAGCUCCCACCAACACCAGUUCUCAAACUGAGGCUCGGAGAUACUGACGCACCAAUAGACUCUACACAGACCAAAGCCACAGUGCAGGAAGCAUGGAAGAUAGGAGCCAUAGCAGCAGCUUUCUUUCUCAUUCUGCAAACUGCUGUCACCAUUGUCUACAUUCUGAAGUGCAGGACGAAGCCAAAUAGCAGCAGUGUGGCCCCAAAGAAGAUCUGUGGUAGAGGAAAUGGAGGUAUAGAAGGUGACACAAACAACACAGAUACCACCGUUCCAAUCGAUGAACAAACCGCUAUAGAUGACCUUCCAGAGUACUCGCAGGUCCAGCAAGAGGACGUUGCUAUGACAACUAUCCCACUGGAUUCCAUAGAGAAGAAUUCAUCCUGUGACCCCAGAACCUCUGUUGUUUAACAUUGCUGACCUUAAGGAGUAUGAUUCUUAAUCAUACAAGUGUGUGUAUGUGACUGAGGGUCUGACUGUGUUAUGUGUGUGUGUGUGUGUGUGUGUGUGUGUAUGUGUGUGUGUGUGUGUCUAUAUGUGUAGUGAAUGGUCUGGUUAGCCUUGACACCAAAUGUCACUCCUGUGUUAUUCUUUGUACAGUAGAAUGACCGUUAUUUGUGAAAAAGCAGAGUCAUAUCAGUUUUUAGGUUGGUUUCACAGUUAAAAUAUUUAAAUAUUUGGGGGGAAAAAGAUAAAUGUACUUGAAAAGCAAAACAGCAUAAAAUAUUAAGACUUGUUUUCAUAGAAUAUGUUUAGAUUUUAGCUUUUAUUGAGUGUUUUCUUGUUUAAAACAUCUAACAUUUAACAUGGUUUAUGUUUAAAAUAAACAAAUAAACAAACUAUUUGCCCAUGGGGUAAGAGAAAUAAACAUAACUCAGUAUUUAUUUUGAGAAAAAUAAGUUUUAUUAUAUUACACAGUUUUGCUUCUCAAGUAU
This is a messenger RNA of Cyprinus carpio (common carp), 2392 nucleotides long. Its product is annotated as translation initiation factor IF-2. NCBI's taxonomy places the organism in Eukaryota, Metazoa, Chordata, Actinopteri, Cypriniformes, Cyprinidae. The record is from RefSeq and is a predicted model, not a curated record. Bases 192 to 1868 code for a protein of 558 amino acids. The transcript is spliced from 7 exons.